This is a messenger RNA of Nematolebias whitei (Rio pearlfish), 489 nucleotides long. Its product is annotated as cell cycle checkpoint protein RAD17. Gene Ontology annotation, molecular function: chromatin binding. The record is from RefSeq and is a predicted model, not a curated record. Gene Ontology annotation, biological process: DNA repair; mitotic DNA replication checkpoint signaling; DNA damage checkpoint signaling. NCBI's taxonomy places the organism in Eukaryota, Metazoa, Chordata, Actinopteri, Cyprinodontiformes, Rivulidae.
GUAAACCGCUGGGUGGAUCCAUCCUUCUCUGAUUUGUCAGACACACAGAUAGUUUCAUGUGGAAGGAGAAAAGCUGAGCAUUUUCUGGGGUCCAAACUCAAAGAGAAGAAGGUUCGGGGGCAGAAAGGGGGGACGAGCGAGUCUGAUCAGCUGACGACCCAAAGAAACGUGGACGAGACCUGGGUCGACAGGUACUCACCUGCUUCACAGACUGAACUGGCUGUCCAUAAAAAGAAAAUUGAAGAAGUAGAGAACUGGUUGAGAACCCACACCGAUGCAUCAAAGUUACAGGCUGGUAUUUUGAUACUGACUGGACCAUCGGGCUGUGGCAAGACUGCUACAGUCCACGUUCUAUCCCGGGAGAUGGGUAUUAGAGUCCACGAAUGGACCAACACAUCCAGCUUAGAACCAUACAGCAGCAGUCAGCAAGUGCUGUCCGCAUCAUCCCACAGCUGUCCAUCCAAAGGCUGUGCUGUGCACGAGGCGUAA